UGGGCUGGUAGUGGUUAAAGAAGACAAGCCAGGAAGUGAAGCACACUAAUGACCCCACUCCUGGGGUUCUCACUUAUUUCUCAGCUAACCCUUGCUUUCUUGUGAUUUGGAUUUGGAGAGGAGUCUUCAGGGAGCCCAGAGCCUGUACAGCCAAUGGGGCCGUACUGUCCAGUGAAGAGGCUAUGCUGCUAGAUUUAAACAGAGUCUCAAGCUAUUGCUGUGGUUUAUCUUCCAUUUUCUGGCCUGAAAGACAUUCAGGGAAAGAGGAAGAGAUGGCCACUUCUUGGGGCUCAGUGACCUUUGAAGAUGUAACUUUGAAAUUCACUCAAGAGGAGUGGGCACUAUUAAAUCCUUCAGAGAAGAAACUCUACAGAGAUGUGAUGUGUGAAAACUUGAGGAACAUUCUUUCAAUAGGAAAAAUACAAAAACAUUCCACCAAAGAGCAGCAUAACUUGCAUGGGAGUAAACAAAGUAAUACAACAGUGAACAUCUCUGAGGGCAAAGAUAGUCAGAAUGGUAGAAAAUCUCAAGGAUGUGGAGUAUACAACAAAUUAUUUACUUAUUCUAUUCAUCUUCAACAACAUGAAGGAAUUCACAGUGGAAGGAAACCCUAUCAAUGUAAACUGUGUAGUAAAACAUUCAUUUCUUCCAGUCAUCUUCGGACACAUGAAAGAAUUCAUACUGGAGAGAAGCCCUAUCAAUGUAAGCUAUGUAGUAAGACAUUCAGUUCUUCCAGUUAUCUUCAGAUACAUGAAAGAAUUCACAGUGGGGAGAAACCCUAUCAGUGUAAACAAUGUAGUAAAACAUUCUGUCGUUCCAGUAGUCUUUGGACACAUGAAACAAUUCACAGUGGUGAGAAACCCUAUGAAUGUAAAGUAUGUAGUAAAACAUUCAGUUUUUCCAGUAGUCUUCGGACACAUGAAAGAAUUCACAGUGGAGAGAAACCCUAUGAAUGUAAACUGUGUAGUAAAACAUUCAGUUUUUCAAGUACUCUUAAGAAACAUGAAAAAAUUCACAGUGGAGAGAAACCCUAUGAAUGUAAACUAUGUAGUAAAACAUUCCGGCGAUCCUGUCAUCUUUGGCAACAUGAAAGAAUUCACAGUGGAGAGAAACCCUAUGAAUGUAAACUAUGUGGUAAAGCAUUCAGACAAUCUAGUAUACUUAGAUUACAUGAAAGAACUCACAGUGGAGAGAAACCCUAUGAAUGUAAACAAUGUAGUAAAACAUUCAGACAAUCUGGUACACUCAGAUUUCAUGAAAGAAUUCACAGUGGAGAGAAACCCUAUGAAUGUAAACAAUGUAGUAAAACAUUCAGUUCUUCAAGUUAUCUUUGGGCACAUGAAAGAAUUCACAGUGAAAAGAAACCAUUUGAGUGUAAAGCAUGUAGUAAAAAAUUCAGUUUUUCAAAUAGUCUUCGAAUACAUGAAAGAACUCACAGUGGAGAGAAACCCUAUGAAUGUAAAGUCUGUAGUAAAACAUUCCUUUGUUCCAGUAAUCUUCGAACACAUGAAAGAAUUCACAGUGGAGAGAAACCCUAUAAAUGUAAACUAUGUAGUAAAACAUUUAGUUUUUCCAGUAGUCUUCGGACACAUGAAAGAUUUCACAGUGGAGAGAAACCUUAUGAAUGUAAACAAUGUAGUAAAACAUUCAGUCAAUCUAGUCAUCUUCAUAUACAUGAAAGACUUCACAGUGGAGAGAAACCCUAUGAAUGUAAGUUGUGUAGUAAAGCAUUCAGUCUUUCCACUAGUCUUCGAGAACAUGAACGAACUCACAGUGGUGAGAAACCCUAUAAAUGUAAACUAUGUAGUAAAACAUUCCGGCGAUCCUGUCAUCUUAGGCAACAUGAACAAACUCACAGUGGAGAGAAACCCUAUCAAUGUAAGCUAUGUAGUAAAACAUUCAGUUCUUCCAGUAGUGUUCGGACACAUGAAAGAAUUCACAGUGGAGAGAAACCCUAUCAAUGUAAACUAUGUAGUAAAACAUUCAGUUCUUCCAGUAGUCUUUGGACACAUGAAAGAAUUCACAGUGGAGAGAAACCCUAUGAAUGUAAACAAUGUGGUAAAGCAUUCAGUCGGUCUAGUAGUCUUUGGGCACAUGAAAGAACUCAUAGAAGGAGAGAAACCCUAUUAAUGUAAACAAUGCUUUAAGACAUUUAGUUGUUCCAGUAACCUUCGGUCACAUGAAAGAAUUAUCAAUGGAGAGAAACCUUAUUAGUGUAAAGUAUGUAGUGAAACAUUCAGUUUUUCAAGUAAACAUGAAAAAAUUCACAGUGUAUAGAAACCCUAUGAAUGUAAACAAUGUGGUAAACAUUCAUGGUUUCUAGAUCUUUCCAGUUACAUGAAAGAACUCACAGUGGAGCAAAAGAAACUUCAUGAAUGUAGACAAUGUAGUCAAACAUUUAUUUAAGAUACUUUUUUUUUUUUGGAGACUUGAAAGAUAUCACAGUGGAGAGAAACUCCAUGAAAGUAAGCAGCAAAACAUUGGUUCAGGCCAGUCAUCUUUGUCAACAUGAAAUAACUCACAAAGGAGAGAAAUUUGAUAAAUGUAAGCAGUGUUGAAAACAUUCCGGUAUUCUGGUCCUCUUUGUAGACAUGAAUGUGUUCACAGUGAAGCAAAACCCUAUGAAAGUAAUAAAGCUUUAGAUGUUCACUAAUUUUCAAACACAUGAAAUAUUUGCAAUGGAAAUCAAUCUUUUGAGCAUAAGUUGUGUACUAAGCACUAGAGAGAGGGAUGUAACCUGAGACAUGAUGCAGAGACUAGUGGUUCAAUAUAAUAGAUCUCAGGAGUGAUCUUCUGCACUACAUGGGAAGGAGUUAUGUUCUGUAUUAUUGUCUCUCUAUCUCUCCAUCUUGUGUUAAUAUAUAAGUAAAUAUGUCUAAAUAAUUGUAAGGAUAACAGUUCCAUGAUAUAUAAUUGAACCCAUACCUCUGAAUAUUCAAUAAAUGUAAGGAAUAUGAAUAA
Molecule: messenger RNA, 2961 nt
Organism: Erinaceus europaeus (western European hedgehog)
Lineage: Eukaryota; Metazoa; Chordata; Mammalia; Eulipotyphla; Erinaceidae
Product: zinc finger protein 709-like
Exons: 5
Coding region: 183-2135 (650 amino acids)
Biological process (GO): negative regulation of transcription by RNA polymerase II
Molecular function (GO): DNA-binding transcription repressor activity, RNA polymerase II-specific
Source: RefSeq, a predicted model, not a curated record